AUGAGAGGCAGCGGCGUCGCCGGCCGCGCCGCUAUUGCCAGCAACAUAACAUCUCACGCGCGUUCCGUGUCCGUGAGUGACGCCGAUGCGUCGGGCGCGGGUCACGACAAGACGCACCAGUGGCUCAUGUCGCGAUACCUCGACUCCGCCCAGCCUUCCGCGGAUCCGUUUCUCCGCCGCUCGACCUUCCGCCUCGAUCUUCCGCUCACCACCGCCGCGGCGCCUAUUUCCCCCGCGUCGCCUUCCCCUCGCGCCGCCGCCUAUUCCGCCUCUGGUUCCCCUCUCCCCUGUUCCGCAGACCGCUUCCAUUAUUCCCCCUCCGCUAGCUAUUACUCCGCCUCCCCCGCCCCCUACGCGCAUCCGGCCGCGCAUCUCCACUGCUACUCCGCCUCCCGUUCCGCCUGGGCGCAGCCCGCCGUCAUUCCCCAGAGCCAGAGCGCGACCGCGAAGGGGGACCCGUACGCGUUUCUGCACGCCAGCCCGUUUCGUUACAGCUCGGAAAUCGUUCUGGACCCAUCCAAAACGGUCCAGUGGUUCGGGGACUGGGAUGACGGGCGCACCUGGAAAGAAACUCGCUCAAGAACCCACAGGUGGAAACCGGAAGAUACCCUCGCCAUCCCAGGGUUACCAGGAAGAAUACCCAUGGGGAAAAUGGUGGAAUACGUGUGGCUGCUUCUCCUCCUAGCCAUGGCGGUUACUGCUGCUGGACUAGUGCUCUUCUCUCUGCUGUUCUGGGCUCCUAUGGUUACUGAGGGACCUACGACUGCUAAGGGAACCAGCGGGACUGUGUGGCUGGCGGUUAUGGGUGUGCUGGGAGGGAGAGGCGUGGUGCUGGGUUCUUACUGCUUCGUGCUCUGGCUGCUCCUGCAGGGGAAAGACAGGGGAAAGAGUGCAAGCAAGCAGCAUGCUACGCUUCUGCAGACCUCUCAACCGCCUCCCUCCUAG
Closterium sp. Naga37s-1 is the source of this 945-nucleotide messenger RNA. The record is from the annotation of a GenBank genome assembly. NCBI's taxonomy places the organism in Eukaryota, Viridiplantae, Streptophyta, Zygnematophyceae, Desmidiales, Closteriaceae.